CGUUAUCACAUGUUGCUUGACAUACCGGUGGUUUUUUUUGGGUCUUAUUACUGAUAAAAUUUGAUAGCAUUGAUCAGCAAGUCUGCGGUCUAAACUCCAAACUCGUGAGCUGUAAACCGUGUAAUUUGUGUGCUUAAGUUUUGAACUUAAUACGUGGCGCGUAGCAAUUUACAUAAAUUCCAUCAACACGAUGUCUGUUGAAACGGUUUCUGUAGAGAAACUCACCAUAGGUGAAUUAUAUACAUCCGAAAAAUUUGGCAAUGAUAGUACCGGUGAUGGUACUGAAUCAAAUCCAUUUAAGACUAUUCUGCAAGCGAUGAAAUAUUUUGGAAAAGAACCAUUUCCAUUAAUUUUAGUGGAUUCUAAAACUGAAGGACAAAAGUAUGAACCAGCCGCAAAAACACAGUUGAAAAAAAAUCAAAAAUUUUGGGUGAGAGACAAUCAUAAAAAUGCUGAUAAGGCUAAAAAAGAAGAAGAAGAUAUAGCUAAAAGAAACAAAAAUAUGGAAGAAGCCAAAACAUUGAUUAUAAGUGAAGAUUCGUCAUUACCACCUGCUGUGUUAAUAAAAAUUAAAAAGGCUGAAGAAUAUCGUAAUCGCAGAGUAAAACUAUAUGGUUGGGUGCAUAGAUUAAGGCGACAAGGAAAGUCUUUAAUGUUUAUUACAUUAAGAGAUGGAACUGGAUUUUUGCAAACUGUACUUAAUGAUAAACUGUGUCAAACUUAUAAUGCUCUAAUGUUAUCAACUGAAUCGUCUGUACUUCUUUAUGGAGUAUUAAAAAAAGUUCCUGAAGGAAAAUCGGCACCAGGAGGCCAUGAACUCCAAGUAGAUUUUUGGGAAUUGAUAACAUUGGCACCACCGGGUGGAGCCGAUUCUAUUUUGAAUGAAGACGCACAUCCUGACGUUUUGCUCGACAACAGACAUAUAACCAUACGUGGAGAAAAUACAUCUAAAAUCUUAUUGAUGAGGUCUGUCGUAACUCAAUCAUUCCGAACGCAUCAUUUAGAUAAAGGUUAUGUAGAAGUAGUGCCACCAACACUUGUUCAAACUCAAGUGGAAGGAGGAUCUACACUGUUUAAACUUGAUUAUUUUGGACAAGAAGCUUACUUGACUCAAAGUUCUCAGCUCUACCUAGAAACAUGCUUGCCAGCACUUGGAGAUGUGUUUUGUAUGGCUCAAAGUUAUCGGGCAGAACAAAGUAGAACUAGAAGACAUUUAUCAGAGUAUACUCAUGUGGAAGCAGAGUGUCCUUUUAUUUCUUUUGAUGAUUUAUUGGACAGAAUAGAAGAUAUGAUUUGUGAUGUAGUAAAACGAGUUUUGGAAUCACCUUAUGCUGACAUAGUUAAACAGUUGAAUCCGGAAUUUGUCGUUCCUCAAAAACCUUUUAAAAGAAUAAACUAUUCAGAAGCAAUCCAAUUUUUACGCCAAAAUGAUAUUAAAAAAGAAGAUGAUACGUUCUACGAAUUUGGAGAAGAUAUUCCUGAAAUGGCUGAAAGAAAAAUGACAGAUAUAAUAAAUCAGCCAAUUAUGUUGUGUAGAUUUCCGGCUGAAAUUAAGUCGUUCUACAUGUCUCGUUGUCCCGAAGAUAAUAAACUUACUGAAUCGGUGGAUGUGUUGUUACCCGGUGUCGGUGAAAUAGUUGGUGGAUCCAUGCGUAUUUGGGAUGAAGAAGAAUUGCUGGCUGGCUAUAAAAAAACUGGAAUUGAUCCAAAACCCUAUUACUGGUAUACAGAUCAGAGAAAAUUUGGAUCAUGCCCUCAUGGUGGAUACGGUCUGGGAUUGGAGAGGUUCAUGUGUUGGCUAUUGAACCGUUACCAUAUUCGUGAAGUUUGUCUGUACCCAAGGUUUCUAGAUAGAUGCACACCUUAAUAUGGGUAGUAUAAGAAAUUCAAUGUAGAUUAUUCUUAUAAUCUUACUUGUUUCCAAUAAUAAUAAUAAUAAAUUUGUAUAACAUUUUCAAUAAUAAAAGUGUUGUAUUUAAAUGAAAUAUAUUGAUACUUUUCAAA
Molecule: messenger RNA, 2004 nt
Organism: Adelges cooleyi (spruce gall adelgid)
Lineage: Eukaryota; Metazoa; Arthropoda; Insecta; Hemiptera; Adelgidae
Gene: AsnRS
Product: asparagine--tRNA ligase, cytoplasmic
Exons: 13
Coding region: 191-1867 (558 amino acids)
Biological process (GO): asparaginyl-tRNA aminoacylation
Cellular component (GO): cytoplasm
Molecular function (GO): ATP binding; asparagine-tRNA ligase activity; nucleic acid binding
Source: RefSeq, a predicted model, not a curated record